AUGGCGUUUAGUGAUUUUGCUGCCAUAUGCUCGAAGACCCCACUGCCGUUAUGUUCGGUAGUUAAGUCAAAAACUCAUUUGAUACUUUCAAACUCGACAGUCAUGCAUAACUUUGAUCCAUCUAACUUGAAUAUUGGUGUAUUGCCACGUUGUUAUGCUCGAUCGAUUGAUCUCGCUAAUACCGUCAUUUUUGAUGUUGGAAACGCAUUCAUCAAUAUUGGUGCACUAGGUGUUAUUUUAAUUAUACUUUACAAUAUAAGACAGAAGUAUACUGCUAUUGGCAGAUCCGAGUAUCUCUACUUUUUCCAGUUGACUUUGUUAUUGAUAAUAUUUACUUUGAUAGUGGACUGCGGUGUAUCACCUCCUGGUUCUGGAUCUUAUCCAUACUUCGUGGCCAUUCAAAUAGGACUGGCAGGUUCAUGUUGCUGGACUCUACUGAUAAAUGGGUUUUUAGGUUUCAAUAUCUGGGAAGAUGGCACUACAAAGUCCAUGCUGCUGGUUCGUGGUGCAUCCGUAUUGGGAUUCAUAGCUAAUUUUCUAGCUUCUAUUUUAACUUUCAAAGCAUGGAUAACGGACCAUAAGGUAGCCACAAUGAAUGCUUCAGGAAUGAUUGUCGUUGUUUACAUAAUAAAUGCUAUUUUCUUGCUGGUUUUCGUUAUUUGCCAACUGCUAGUUUCGCUAUUGGUAGUUCGAAACCUAUGGGUCACAGGUGCAAUCAUAUUGGAAUUGUUUUUCUUUGUAGCAGGGAAGGUAUUGGUCUACGCCUUCUCUACACAGAUAUGUGAAGGUUUAAAGCAUUACUUGGAUGGCUUGUUUUUUGGAAGCAUAUGUAAUGUGUUCACAUUGAUGAUGGUUUACAAGACUUGGGAUAUGACUACCGAUGAUGACUUGGAAUUUGGAGUAAGCGUAAGCAAAGAUGGUGAUGUUGUGUAUGAUAAUGGAUUUAUGUGA
Molecule: messenger RNA, 951 nt
Organism: Saccharomyces mikatae IFO 1815
Lineage: Eukaryota; Fungi; Ascomycota; Saccharomycetes; Saccharomycetales; Saccharomycetaceae
Gene: CHS7
Product: Chs7p
Exons: 1
Coding region: 1-951 (316 amino acids)
Biological process (GO): protein folding
Cellular component (GO): endoplasmic reticulum membrane
Source: RefSeq, a predicted model, not a curated record